AUGUCCUUAAACCGCAUCUCCUUCCUUGAAGGAUGGGAGCGCAACCCCGCAGCCUUUUUCAGCCACCCCGAAUCAGAGGAUUCGGAGCCGGACUCCUACCAAGAUCUGCCCGAAGGAUCCAUAUCAUCUUCAUUUCCCUCCACAUACAGCAGACUGAAUUUCAACCCGUAUGCGGGGCCAGGCUGGAAUGAAAACCCAGAGGAUCCACAUGACAAUCAAUCCUCGUUUUUCGGGUCCUCGUUUCUAGGUCUCUCACCGACGACCACCCGCGAAGGAGGUCCGGGUUCGGGUCCAGCACAGGGACUGGGAUCUGCGGAGCGGACUGUGCACGAGGAUCCAGGGACAGCCGUUGCUCGGACUCCUUGGGCGGAUACCACUGGUGCUUAUGAAGUAAGCGCUGCUAGGAGGAUUGCCCAGGUUUGCACAGCAGUUGUAUACUGCUUUCUGGCUGCUGGAGUCGUUUUCGGCUUCGCAGCUCUCAAGCCCGUCCUUAUUCGAGAGAAAGUGUAUCGCAACCUCUGCUCCCAGGCGGAGCUAGAGGAAAAUGUCGAUGUCUGCUAUAGGCAAGAGAUUCGGCUGAACUUGAUGUUCACUAUCGCCGCUGUAGUAACUAAUGUCUCAGCCCUACCCGUAGGAACCAUCCUAGACGCGUAUGGACCACGAAUGAGUGGAAUCAUUGGCAGUAUCUGUCUCGCCAUAGGCGCAGUGCUCUUCGGGACAGCUAGCAAGCUUCCAUUCGAUGGAUACAUCCCAGGUUACUUAUUCCUAGCACUGGGUGGACCAUUCGUAUUCAUUCCGUCCUUCCAUCUGUCAAAUACCUUCCCCACACGAUCGGGCCUGAUCCUAUCAAUGCUGACAGGCGCCUUCGAUGCCUCGAGUGCUUUGUUCCUGCUUUUCAGGCUGUUAAGCGAACAUACGCAUGGCCUGGUAUCAAUCCACAAUUUCUUCGUGGUAUAUCUCAUCGUACCGGUAUUCAUCAUUGCAGCACAGAUCUUCAUAAUGCCCCCAACUUCCUACAAAACCGCCGGCGAGCUCGUGCAACACGCCGCGGAGCAGGUCUCGGACGAGAUGCACGAUCGCAUAGACGACACCGUCAACGACCGCAGCGAGAGCGAGCGCAAGCGCAUGAACAGACGACUCCGUCGUCAAAGUAUAGUCAGCCACAUCCAGGGUCUACUAGAGGACGGCACGUCAUCCGUGAUGACAGGCACCACGAUCAACGGCGCCGUCUUCCACACCAACAUCGACACCUCGCUCGAUGUGAAUACCCCAACCAGGGGAACCAACGGCACUACAACACCGCACUCCCACACGCACCACCAACAACAACAACAACAACAACAAAAACCAACCAGCCCGGACCCCACCCCGGGAGGAAUCUGGGGCGUUCUCCACGGCCACAGCGCACUGUACCAACUCCGCACACCAUGGUUCGCUCUAAUAACAGCCUUCACUGUCCUAAUGAUGCUACGAAUAAACUACUUCGUCGCAACAUUGCGAUUACAAUACACCUACCUACUCUCGGCAGCCGAAGCCGCCCAAAUAAACACAACAUUCGACAUCCUCCUACCGGUCGGCGGACUCAUUUCCGUGCCGUUCAUCGGCACGUUCCUCGACACAUUCCAUACGCGCACUGUGUUAUUCAUCCUCGUGGCGUUGGCGACUACCAUCGGCGUGCUGGGUUGUAUACCACAUCCGAGCGCGGCAUAUGGGAAUAUCAUUCUAUUCGUGGUAUACCGACCAUUCUAUUACACUGCGGUAUCGGACUACGCGGCUAAGGUGUUUGGAUUUGCGACGUUUGGGAAGGUUUUGGAGGGGGAUCCUGUUCCUGUUAAUGUCGGGCUUACGGUUCUUGUUGCUGUGGUUGGCGGUGGGCUUGUUGGGUUUGUUGCUUAUCAGACGGGUGUUUUGGAUAAGAGGAGGGAUGGUGUAGAUCACGGCCAAGUUGUCAGGGAGAGGGAGCCGUUGUUGGGGAAUGAAGAAUCACGGAGAGGGUAUGGGGCUUAA
This is a messenger RNA of Penicillium verrucosum, 2007 nucleotides long. Its product is annotated as putative MFS transporter Fmp42. Gene Ontology annotation, biological process: transmembrane transport. Lineage: Eukaryota; Fungi; Ascomycota; Eurotiomycetes; Eurotiales; Aspergillaceae. Gene Ontology annotation, cellular component: fungal-type vacuole membrane. Gene Ontology annotation, molecular function: transmembrane transporter activity. The transcript has 4 exons. Bases 1 to 2007 code for a protein of 668 amino acids. The record is from RefSeq and is a predicted model, not a curated record.